AUGCCAGACUUGGACCACCGAGCCAUGAAAGACCAUCCCGGCGGGACGCGGCGCAGCGGAGUCCCCCGCACGUCUGGACUUCCACCACACGCACAGCAGCAGCAGAAGAUUUUCCGGCAAAUCGACGUCAGUGAGAUACUGACGGAGGAGCAGAUUCAGUGCGAGAAGCGCCGAGAGGCUGCGGCCAUUGAAGCCGGUGUUGCCGAAAUAAAAGAGGCCACAGACGAGUUUGCAGCGCUGCUGGAGCACCAGCAAGUGGGUCUCGACGGACUCGCAACGAACGUCAAUGCAGCGGCACAGAGUGUCGGCGCUGGCAGGGAGCAGCUGGAGACCGCCAGUCGCCGCCAGAGUUGCUGCAGAGGAACGUUGUGCCUCAUGCUGUUAAUUCUGGGCGGUGUUGUUGCCGCAGUUGCUCUUGUAGUGUUUAUUGUGAAGCGGUAA
Messenger RNA from Trypanosoma grayi, 441 nucleotides. RefSeq lists its product as hypothetical. Bases 1 to 441 code for a protein of 146 amino acids. The transcript has a single exon. The record is from RefSeq and is a predicted model, not a curated record. NCBI's taxonomy places the organism in Eukaryota, Euglenozoa, Kinetoplastea, Trypanosomatida, Trypanosomatidae.